Molecule: messenger RNA, 2430 nt
Organism: Acanthocheilonema viteae
Lineage: Eukaryota; Metazoa; Nematoda; Chromadorea; Rhabditida; Onchocercidae
Source: the annotation of a GenBank genome assembly
AUGAGACUAAUGAAGUGGUCGUUCCGGAGUAUCUCAUUGAUAGCAACCAUUCUUUCAUCAGUGUUAACAAAUGCUCAAAGACGGUUGUUGUUACGAAUUUGCUUGGUUGCAGCGUUACUUUCUCGUUUGGCAUUGCAGAAUUUGGUUACGGUCCAACCGUAUUUGCUGAAGCGAGUUAAGGAAUUGCGUCGGUUGGCUUGUAAUGCUUUUAAAGAAGUUUUUUAUGUAUGCCAAAAUAGCAUGCUUGAAGCCGAUGAGAUCAAUGCGUUUUUGGUGUAUAUUGUUGUCCCGCAAUGCAUGUAUCAUGAUGACGGCUCUCCAAAGAUUCCGUUUAAUCUUCUGCGACUAUUUCUUUCAUGGACAUCGAUUCCAAAGCUAUUCUAUCUCUUACGUCUCCAAAUUCCAUCAGUCAGUAGUACCAUGCCACACUCAUUGCUUUCAAUUUUGUGUAGCAUGCUCUUAUCGAAAAGUGUUAGCAAGUUGAUAAAAGAGAAAAUUGUUGACGGUUUGUUGAAUUUACUUACUUUGGCAGAUGAGGUUAUGCCUGAUGCAGCUGCAGAUACCAACCUAAUAAAACUUUCAAAAACUCCUGGUUUAAAUAGUGGAACUUCUAUGGUCCUUCCUGAAUUGCCGAAGCUUUUGACAUUUAUUUUUGAUUCCUUACCUCAACAGGGUGAAAAUCGUAAACUCAACAUGAAACAUCUGGAAAUUUUGAAUAGAAUAAGUGAAUUUAUACAAGAUGAAGAAAUGAUUAGACGAUAUAUUUUAAUCCUACUAACAUUCCUGGAAUCAGGAGUUGUACAUUCUGAUGAUGCUGUUCAGUCUUCGCUUUUAACUAUUUUACGAAUGGUUGCUGUAACAACAGAUGCGGCCCAGUUUUUGAAAAAUCUUAUAAAUAUACAGUCUUCACUAAAGGAGCGUUCGCAUCGUGAAAUUCUACAAAAAAUUGAAGAAGCCAUAGCAAUGAAGCUAAGGAAAAGCGAUAAGAGGCAAUCAGAGUUAUUGAGUUAUAUUUUAAAUCUAGAUGCAUGGGAUGGAAGACGAAUUGAUGAGCCGGAUUAUGAUAAACGACACGAUGCUUAUAUAAAUCUUCUUAAGGCUUUAACAACAGGCGAAGUAAUUGAGCCGAUAUUACUCUAUUUGCAGUUGCAUAAUGAUUAUUAUAUUAUUGUUCAGGUAAGCGAUAUUUCAUUGCGUUCAGCAGCAAUCAAAAAUUUCCGCAGUGUUGUCGAAUACUUCGGAAGAUGUAAUAUGAAUGAACGUGAAAAACAUGAUGGAGUUGAUUCUCAUAUAUUGCCUCUUGUUCUAAAUGGUUUAAAUGAUCCAAAGGAGAUAAUACGCCAUGAUUUUGUAAAUCUUCUGGUUUCGAUGAUUGCUUGUUUUCCGACACACAGACAUCUUCGUCAUCUUGAAUCACUCAGGAAUACUGUAGAAGUUGAUGUGGACUUUUUCGAGAACGUUACUCAUAUGCAAAUUCAUCGACGACAACGUGCAUUUUAUAAGCUUACUCGAGGCCUGCAGUCAGAAAAAGUUCGCAUUCCGAAUGGAGUGUUGCUUCGCUUUGUGCUACCUCUUUUACAACCUUACCUGAUGAAUUUAUCUAGCAGUACAUCCGCCCUUAGUGACGUUGCUUUGGAACUUUUUACACAAAUAAUGCGUGGUGCGCCGUGGAAAAAAUACUUCCCGAUGUUGGAUUUCUAUAUGAAGCGAUUGAGAAAAGAAACUAUGAAUGUUAAUCACAAAGCAAUUAUAAGGAUCAUUGUUGCGCUUGUGGACGCUUUUCACUUUGAAAUUUCCAAUGAAAAACAACAAGAACCUAUUAUAAAGCGGAAAAAAAUGAAUGAUGAGGUAGAAAUUCAGACAAGUGAUACACCUGACGUUUGGGUGAAAGCUGGGAUUGAAGAAGUCACAACUAAAGUGGAUGCGAACCAUACAUUAAAUGAGUGCACUUCAUCAAUACAUCAGAAGGUUGUCGGGUAUCUAAUACCACAACUGAAAGACUGCGCUACUGGUAAAGACUUAAUAUUUCAUCGAAAAGCUCAGUCUGGGAAAUAUUACAAAGAGGACGAUGACAUACAAAGGGCUCCCGUUGCGUUGGCUACUGUCAAAUUACUUCAGAAAAUGCCGCAAAAAGUUAUGGACUGUAAUUUGCCUGGUGUGAUAAUCAAGAAUUGCUCUUUAUUGAUCUCACGAUCAACUAAUGUACGGGAAGCAGCAGGUAAGACUGUUAUCGAAAUUGCUAAAAUUUUGGGUCCCAAAUAUAUUUGUUUGAUAAUACGAGAAAUGAAGCAAACUAUGAAGAAAGGAUAUCAGCUUCAUGUGAUGAUUUUCUAUGUGCACAAGUUACUGUCAGCUAUGGAAGAACAACUUUGUGCUGGUGACCUGGACUCAUGUUUAAUGGAUAUCGUUGAUGUAAGCAUUUCGUUCUAA